Messenger RNA from Danaus chrysippus (African queen), 900 nucleotides. The record is from the annotation of a GenBank genome assembly. NCBI's taxonomy places the organism in Eukaryota, Metazoa, Arthropoda, Insecta, Lepidoptera, Nymphalidae.
AUGAAAAAUUGUGGUGAAUGUUGUGGAUUUUCGUGUAAAGCAGCCCCCGGUUACGAUAAAGGUUUUCCUAAAAGGCUAUUGGUGGCUGUGUCAGUAGUUUUAAUAAUCGCGAUGUUCGUGACACCGGUCGACGCUCGCUCGAUCGAGCACAAGAGACGGCACCAAAGAAGACCUGAAGGAUUGACGCAACUAACCAAAGAGGAAUCAGUCAAACGGACGAGGAAUCCUAACACUGAGAGCUACAAGAACGUUACGAGAAAAAUCAAACACAAGUUAAGAAACACUAAGAGAUUCUUCGAUCAAGGCAGGAAGGUUUUAAACGAGACGAGAGAGUACAGUGAUGGUAUGCCGACCUGGCUGCCAGCGGUCAGCUUUGUUGAUAUACACUUCCACGACUAUAGAACUUCGGCAAGAGGAAGAUCGAUGACAGAACGAAAGUUCACGUACUUAAUGCCGAAACUAUACAAGACUCUGAAGGAGUACGAGGUGAUUUUCAAGAUACUAUUGAAUGUUCAACUGGAUUUCUACGACGAACCUUUCACAAACUAUAUAAUAGUACGAACUAGACUGCUUACGAACACAUUAAACAAGUUAGCCAGCACCAUCGCUGAGAUAGAAGAAAGUAUGAUAGAAGUUAACAUGCCGGUACCACGUUUCGAUGUUAACAGAAUGAAAUUAGACACUCUCGAUAGAAAAGUUGACGCGACGCAGUGCAUCAAGAAUGAUUACAUCGCGUUCAGAGGCUAUGGAAACUUCCUGAACAACUGGUAUUCAGAAUUCAGAUGUCCGUUGAGCAAGAAAGGUGAUAAGAAAUGUGCUUUCUUCCACUCAAAAAUGAAACAGAAGCUCGAUAACAAACGCGGCAAGAACAAUAGAAAUAACGUGUCAAUGAUGAGAUGA